AUGACUGAGCAUGUACAGGAGCAGGAGAUGGAAAUCGAAGCAUUGGAAGCCAUACUUAUGGAUGAGUUCAAAGAAAUUCAUUCCAGCGAGAGUGGCCUAAAUACUUCUAAUCGUUGCUUCGAAAUAACAAUAUCCCCGCAGGAUGAUGAUGCGGAUGAGUCUACUGUCCUUCCAGUUCAGCUAGGUCUUGUUUUCUCCCACGCAGAAAAAUAUCCAGAUGAACCUCCACUUUUGAAUGUGAAGAGCAUACGAGGUAUCCAAUCAGGCGAUCUUAAAAUUUUGAAAGAAAAGCUUGAGCAAGAGAAUGUAGUCAAGCUAUGGAGGUAUAACACUUAUGAUGGAGCUGCAUCUGACAACCUCAUGUGCUUGGAAAAGCCAAGGAAUGUUAAUGCACUUUCUUCCUGUUGUGUUACCGGAGAUGCUGAUGGGGAAAUACAAGAAAAAAACCCUCAAAAACUGAUUAAGAAGAUCAAGAACUGA
This is a messenger RNA of Dovyalis caffra, 480 nucleotides long. Lineage: Eukaryota; Viridiplantae; Streptophyta; Magnoliopsida; Malpighiales; Salicaceae. The record is from the annotation of a GenBank genome assembly.